AUGGCCAACGACCACAUUCUAACUCUUUCAUGUCCCGAUAAACCGGGCAUAAUUCAUGCUGUAACGGGGAUUUUCGCCAGGAACAACCUCAACAUCCUCGACUUACAACAGUUCAGCGACCGGACUUCGGAGAAGUUCUUCAUGAGAGUCCAUUUCGGACCAGCCGACGACACAAAGUUCUUAAGACCCUCGUUCGAUGAGUUGGCAAACGACAUCAAGAUGGACUACGAGCUCCGUCCCGUGGCUGAGAAACCAAAAGUCUUGAUCAUGGUCUCCAAGAUCGGCUACUGCCUAAACGACCUCCUUUUUCGCCAAAAGACAGGGCAGUUGGCUAUCGACGUGCCGUUGAUUGUGUCGAAUCACCCGGAUUUCGAACCGCUAGCCAAGAGUUAUAACAUUGCGUUCCAUCAUCUGCCUGUUAGCAAGGAUACCAAGUCCGAGCAGGAAGCUCGCAUCCUAGAGCUCAUCAAAGAACACAACAUCGAUUUGGUAGUGCUGGCGCGGUACAUGCAAGUCCUCUCACCGACCCUCUGCGAAGCCAUGUCUGGCAAGAUUAUAAAUAUCCAUCACAGCUUCUUACCCUCCUUCAAGGGUGCUAAGCCUUACCACCAGGCCUUUGAAAGAGGCGUCAAGAUCAUCGGCGCCACGGCACAUUUUGUUACUGCUGAUCUGGACGAGGGGCCGAUCAUUGAACAGAGAGUCACAAGAGUCGAUCAUAGUAUGACGCCCAAGGAACUCGUCGACGAAGGGAGCAACGUUGAGAGUCAAGUUUUGGCUGCGGCGGUCAAGUGGUGGUCGGAGAAAAGAGUAUUUUUGAACGGGCAUAAAACGGUAGUGUUCAACUGA
Cladophialophora psammophila CBS 110553 is the source of this 846-nucleotide messenger RNA. Its product is annotated as formyltetrahydrofolate deformylase. Bases 1 to 846 code for a protein of 281 amino acids. Gene Ontology annotation, biological process: 'de novo' IMP biosynthetic process. The record is from RefSeq and is a predicted model, not a curated record. Gene Ontology annotation, molecular function: formyltetrahydrofolate deformylase activity. The transcript has 2 exons. Lineage: Eukaryota; Fungi; Ascomycota; Eurotiomycetes; Chaetothyriales; Herpotrichiellaceae.